AUGGAAAGUGAAGCUCAGUCUACGGACUACUUUCUUCCCCAAUCGCAUUAUUGGCAAUACGACGACGUUUCACUCCCCUUCAACCCUAACGACCCACAGGAAAUGCUACUCUACGGCGUUUUAGCCCAGGGAGCCGCCGCUGCCGCCAUAGCUCCAUCGGAAACCCACUCCAAUUCCAAUUCGAACUCCAAUUCGGAUUCCAAGCUCCCAUCCAGGGAGGAAUCGGAGGUCAGCUCGCGCGGCGAGAGGCUGGGGAGAGCCUACCGGGGCGUGAGGCGGCGGCCGUGGGGUAAGUUCGCGGCGGAGAUCCGAGACUCGACCCGGAACGGUGUCCGGGUCUGGCUGGGGACGUUCGAGAGCGCGGAGGCGGCGGCCCUGGCGUACGACCAGGCGGCGCUCGCGAUGAGGGGCUGCGCGGCGGUGCUGAACUUCCCGGCGGAGGCGGUGAGGGAGUCCCUGCGGGGGUUAGUCGGGGAGGAGGACGGCGGAUUCUCGCCGGCGGUGGCCCUGAAGAGGAGGCACGCGAUGAGGGUGAGGGUGUCCCGGGGCCGGAAGAGAAAUACCGGGAAUUUGGGGGGCGAUUGUGGUGAUAAUAAUAAUAAAGUGAAAAAUGUGGUGGUGUUGGAGGAUUUGGGGGUCGAGUACUUGGAACAGCUUUUGAGCUCCUCUUCGUCAUCAGUGACGUCAUCAUCUUUAUCGCCGCAAAGAGAUGGUGAUUGGUGA
Messenger RNA from Striga asiatica, 723 nucleotides. The record is from the annotation of a GenBank genome assembly. Lineage: Eukaryota; Viridiplantae; Streptophyta; Magnoliopsida; Lamiales; Orobanchaceae.